CCCGUGCAUCUCCCAGUCAGAUGAAAAUAGCUCCAGCUGGGUUUGGUCUGGUUCGGCGAUCUUCUGCUCCUUCCUCCGGUUUUACCACAAUAAAAGGAAAUUAUCGACGUUACCUGAAGGAUUUACCGCAGAGUUGGUUCGAGCUCUUCCUUAUUUAUCCCAAACACCCUCUACAUAUUUUUACUUCAGCGCAUUUUCGUCCUCCGCACCAGAAGUGAUGUCCGUCGCGGGGUUGAAGAAGCAGUUCCAUAAAGCCACGCAGAAAGUCAGUGAGAAGGUUGGAGGAGCGGAAGGAACCAAGCUCGAUGAUGACUUCAAGGAAAUGGAAAAGAAGGUGGACAUCACCAGCAGAGCCGUGUUGGACAUCAUGACCAAAACUACAGAGUACCUGCAGCCUAAUCCAGCAUCCAGAGCCAAGCUGAGUAUGAUCAACACCAUGUCGAAGAUCCGUGGACAGGAGAAGGGCCCGGGUUACCCACAGGCGGAGACUGUCCUGGGCGACGCCAUGCUGAAGUUUGGCCGGGAGCUGGGAGAGGAGUCCUGCUUUGGGGUGGCGCUGAUCGAUGCCGGCGAGGCCAUGAGGGAGCUUGGGGAGGUGAAGGAUGCUCUGGACAUGGAAGUCAAACAGAACUUCAUUGACCCGCUGCAGAAUCUGCACGACAAAGACCUCAAAGAGAUACAGCACCAUUUGAAGAAGAUGGAGGGCCGUCGUCUGGACUUCGACUAUAAGAAGAAGCGUCAGGGGAAAGUCCAGGACGAUGAAAUCAAACAGGCGCUGGAGAAGUUUGAUGAGAGCAAAGAGAUCGCUGAGCAGAGCAUGUUUAACCUGCUGGAGAGUGACAUCGAGCAGGUGAGCCAGUUGGCAGCUUUGGUCCAGGCUCAGCUGGAGUAUCACAGCCGAGCUGCUGAAAUCCUACAGCAGCUCUCCAGUAAGAUGGAGGACAGGAUAAAGGAAAUCUCCAGUAAACCCAGGAAGGAGUAUGCUCCAAAACCCAGAAUGACCCUGGAGCUGCUGCCCCCCAGCGAGAGCCACAAUGGGGGGAUACACAGCGCCAAAUCCCCUGGAAGAUCACCAGCCCCCAUGGACCAGCCCUGCUGUCGAGCACUCUAUGACUUUGAGCCGGAGAACGACGGAGAGCUGGGCUUCAAAGAGGGCGACAUCAUCACUCUGACCAAUCAGAUCGACGACAACUGGUACGAGGGCAUGAUCAACGGCCAGUCGGGCUUCUUCCCCAUCAACUAUGUGGAUAUCUUGGUGCCACUUCCUCAUUAGGUCCUGUCAGUGACCUGACGCUCGCCCACAACCAACCUGAAAACAGCCUGUAUUUGCAUAAACAACAAACCACGCCCUCCUUCUUCUUCUGUGCUUCUGUGCGAUUCUGCUUUCACACAAUUUUGGAGAGGUUGGACAGUAGGAAAGCGAUUAGCAGGAAAAAAGGAUGCAGAGGAUUGGAACAUGAGAGGCGCAGAAGAAGGUGCAGGAAAGCGACUGAAAGAGAAGACAAAGGUGAUCUCUGAGCGCACAGCGCUUGGCCAGGCAGCGCUGGAGUCCAGAGAGGAUUUGGAGACUUCCAAACAAGGCACAGUGUAUAUGUACGUGCAUGUAGGUGUCUUUUGUGCAUUUCAACCUGUUCUUACUCAAUUUUGAUCAAGCCAACACAAAUUCCUGCUUGUCAGCGAAACUGACUGAAGCUUUUUGAUGAUAGUCUUCUUACGUCCCUGCCCAUAGUGUCCUCUACAUUGACUUAUCUUCUUCUGCUUUUCAUCAGCCCUACAUCUCAUCUGUCAGUCUUCCCCACUUUCUUUCUUUGUAUCAAUCUUCCUUCCGUCCUUGACUAGUAUUGCCUUUUAGCAUGGUCGCACACUGAAUACAAACUCCUGACCCCCCAUCCAGAGCUAUAUUAGCUUCCCAUAGCCUUUUGUGUUUUGUUUGAGUAUAUCUCAUACUCAUUAGCGUUUGGUCCUGCAUCUUUGGAAUACGGCUGUAUGUGCAAUAAGUAGACUUUUCAGGAUGAAGGAGGGAAUCUCCCCAUUGCUAAAAUGUGAAUUUUAGGAGGUUUAUGGGAACAUGUCAAUAAAUACGACAAAUAUGCUCAAACACUGAAAAGGACAAGUCUGAGGUGCAGGAUUUCCCCAACAGCAGUGACCCGCUAACGCAAGCGGCACAGGCAAAAUGUUUCAGUGGCUUGUUACAGUAUAAAUAGACGAGCAGGCUUCCGUGUAUACUGUUGUAACUUGCCCAUCCAUUGUUUUGUGUGUACAGAACAGAGUAGAUGCUUGUUGAUUAGUCUUAUUUGUGACGUUUACGUGCAGGAAUGCAUGCUAGCUGUUCCUAAGUCCCAUGCUGUAUACAGGACUCUGUCACUAUGGACUUCAACCCAUGAAGUCCUAGUUCCAAAGCUACAUUGGGUUGUAGUUCACUGCCUUGCAAAAGGACACCUACGUUUUUAACUGUCAAUUGCUGUAAUGACUUCUGGUAAAAUACACACAUCGGUUGAUGAACCCGACCCUUUUCAUUUCCAGUUGUCUGUUCACCAGCUAUACUUGGUCGGGUUAGAAUUUUCUAGAGUCUUUAGUGCCAGCAAAGUAAUUUUCCUUAAACCUGUGUAACAUUUCCAGUGUUCCAGGUGGGACUGAAUGUCGUAGAACUCACACAAAGUCAGAACCUGCAAUGCUUUAAGAUCUUUUAAACAUUCCAGUAUUGUCAACACGGCCCUGAUUCAGUAAGGUGUUAUGGGUCUUUUCAGGGCCUGACAGUGGUGUUACUCACAGUGUUAUCGAAACUGGUGUCAGGGGUCUGUCACUUUAUAGAACGGACAUUCUGGAGAACUCUUAAACUUAAACUGUGGAAAUGACACAGGAGUCAAGAAAAACAUCUCCACUCCAAAAAGACAACAGUUAGCGUAGAUCAUCAAAUGUGUUUCAAUCAGUUCAGUAUUGUUGGUUUCUAUUAUAUAUAUACUAGCUAUAUAUAUACUAUCUGAGCGAGUUCCCUAGAGUGUGUGUGGAAUAGUUAAGGAGAACUUUUAACUCUUUUAAACUCUUGGCCACGCAGACGUGAAGGUUCCGAGCUACACAGGGGUACUAUUUUUUAUGGCACAGACCCCAUGAAGACCUUAUUCUUCAAGGCUCCUAAAUAAGCUUAUCUCACAAUAAUGCUACAUCAAAAUUAGCUUGUUGCAAAACUAGCUUUAAAAACAAGAAAAACAUUUGCUUUUGACAGCAGCAAAACAUUUUUAUGUGACAAUAAUGAUUUUAUCUGUUUAUUUGUGUCUGUCUGGUACAAAAGAAGAUAUUGUCAGUUAGCUUACCUUGAUAGAAUAGAUUCUUUCCAUUUACUGAGCUAACAUUUUAGAUUUUAAAUCUGUAGCCUGUUAGACACACAAUACUGCGAUUGUCUGAGUAAAAGGAGUUUUUCUAUCCAGGCAUUAUUAAUUAUAUCUUCAAACAUCAGCAGAAAUCUGUGCUAGGGCUAAUGUGGCUACCAGCUAGCCUUUAAAUUCACAUUCCCAUACUUGCGUUGGUGAUGCAAUGUUGAGCAGAAACCCUCAACAUAAAGUAAAUAGUGCCUGAAUACUGAAUACCUCACCCUAAAUGUAACGUAUUUAUUAAAACAUAAUUCAGUAUUUCUGGAACAACAACAAAAUGUUGCACUAAGCAUUUGUACUGUUCUAUCAUUACCCUGUAUUUAGUUUUUAAUAUCUGCUGCAAUAUGUUUCAUCUGGAAUUUUAAUAUUUUACAGUAACUCUCCUGCUAUUUUGAUUUGCAAAGGGUUUAUAGGUACUGACAACCACAAUUAAAUCCAAAUACCAACAUUUGUUGCUCUGCAUCAAUAGUUUUAUCAUUGUGCAUUUUAAGUUUUAUUGGCAUUUUUCAUUCAUUAUAAGCAACUUUUCUAUUAUCUGAUUUAAAAUUGAAUUUGUAUCACUUCCUUUGUGAUGCCAAUAGCAGCUUAUACUGUAAGUACCUAGAUUCAAAACGAACAUGUAGGCAUGAGGUAUUAAAGUAUUCUCACCAGAAUCUGUAGAGCAUCUGUUGCUGUUGAAAUUACUGUAUGGAUUUUGUUGGUCUGAGGAUUUAUUCUGAAUAUGUGUGCUCUGUUGCAACACAACACUGUGGUGAUGUUGAAGUGUGAAGACACAACAGACAAACAGUCCACUUAAAACACCAUGUGUCAAAUCAGAGAGCUGUGCAAACGUUUAGGCUCUGGUUCACGGCUGUAGCUGGGCAGUGGUGGCAGUAAUAAUAUUCCAUUCUCAAAGCAGAGGAAAAUAUUUGUAAAAAUGUUGUUGUUUUUUUCAGUUUAACAGUUGUAUUAUAAAAAGCUAUAAUACCAUGGGCACAGGUACAAACUGUCAAUAAACAUUCAAUAUCGAGGCAAUAAAUGCAAAAAGAACAUUUAAAUAAACGAUAAUAAGUGGGGGUGAUGGUUCCAAAGAAAGUCAAGUGUUAUCUAUCUAUCUAUCUAUCUAUCUAUCUAUCUAUCUAUCUAUCUAUCUAUCUAUCUAUCUAUCUAUCUAUCUAUCUAUCUAUCUAUCUAUCUAUCUAUCUAUCUAUCUAUCUAUCUAUCUAUCUAUCUAUCUAUCUAUCUAUCUAUCUAUCUAUCUAUCUAUCUAUCUAUCUGUCUAUCUAUCUAUCUAUCUAUUAAUAAGAUUCUCUCUUGUUCUUUCUUUCUGCCACACACCUGCUGUUCUGUAACACAUUGUUAAAUGAUUGGAGCACAACUGUCUUUCUUUCAGUUUCUUUGGUUUUGGUCUGAAACCUGAUUUUUGGAGCCUGUCGUGGAAAGUCUGUGAGCUGCAUGCAACCGAUCUCCUGUACCGCUGUCUGCUGUUUGAGAUUGUUUUUCAAAAAAAACAAAACCGAUGAUGGAGAAAUAUUUGUCCUGCUGGCUUUUUCCUCACGCCACAGUGAGACCAUGUUCUUCAUUUCGUAGGUACUUUUUUACAUUAUUUUUUACUUGCUAAAGCUAUAUUUGUAUAUCACUGUUCUUUAAAUUAAAAAAGUGCUUUAAGAGUUGUUUUA
Messenger RNA from Betta splendens (Siamese fighting fish), 5026 nucleotides. Its product is annotated as endophilin-A1-like. NCBI's taxonomy places the organism in Eukaryota, Metazoa, Chordata, Actinopteri, Anabantiformes, Osphronemidae. Bases 218 to 1273 code for a protein of 351 amino acids. The transcript is spliced from 9 exons. The record is from RefSeq and is a predicted model, not a curated record. Gene Ontology annotation, molecular function: protein binding. Gene Ontology annotation, cellular component: presynapse; cytoplasm; glutamatergic synapse. Gene Ontology annotation, biological process: synaptic vesicle uncoating.